This is a messenger RNA of Malaya genurostris, 1286 nucleotides long. RefSeq names its product phenoloxidase-activating factor 2-like. Gene Ontology annotation, molecular function: serine-type endopeptidase activity. NCBI's taxonomy places the organism in Eukaryota, Metazoa, Arthropoda, Insecta, Diptera, Culicidae. The transcript has 6 exons. The record is from RefSeq and is a predicted model, not a curated record. The coding region runs from base 453 to 1283 and encodes 276 amino acids. Gene Ontology annotation, biological process: proteolysis.
CGUUAAUAUUGAUAACAUGAUAAAUUUGGUAGAUUGUAUCACUUUCGUAAAGACGUUAUUUUCCGUCAUCAUCAUUCCUAAACAUUGGUUUGCAGAAUUUCUGAUGGCAUACGAAGAGAACAACCUGCGAUAAACCGUUGCCUGAAUUCUCUAUGCAGUCAGUGAAUAUCUUCUUAACGAAGAACAGAUUGGCUAACAAGUUAUCAAACUUUUGUUUGACAAUGUUUGUAGCAUUAAGGAUAUUGAUUUAAUGGAGUAUUUUUUAUUUGAAUCCAGUUGAGUUGGCGAUCUGCGACGGAAAGUGCCUUCCAAUAGCUUGUGAUAAGAAUAACAUCAUAAACGGUAACCAAACGCUGGAAUUCAACCUCAGAACGCAACCAAGCGAAUGUGACCAUAUUUUCGAAGUUUGCUGCCAAUCAACACAAAUUAAGCCGCUAAAACUGGUUUCGUCUAUGCGCAGUUCCAGCAAUAAACAGUGUGGCGUCAGAAACGUUAAUGUUAUUGGAUUCCGAAUCACGGGAAAUACUGAUGGAGUGUCACAGUAUGGUGAACUACCUUGGACGUUGAUGGUGAUGACCAGGAUGAUUGUACUCGAUGUAUCCAAAGACAUUCACGUGGGAUCUGCUUCACUUAUUUCACCUGGAGUCGCAUUGACUGCUGCUCACGUAAUAUCUAAAGCUUAUGAUGGCGAAAUUUUUGUUCGUGGGGGUGAAUGGGACUUGAGUGGUGAAUAUGAACUGUUACCGGCCGAGAAUCGUCAGGUAUCUCGAACGAUAAUCCACGAAAACUACAACACACAACAUCAUAAUAAUAUUGCUUUACUGGUGUUUGAUAAGCCGUUGGAGUUAGAUCGACAUAUCCAACUAAUAUGUCUACCACUGGAACCGAUUGAGUUUAACCGAAAGUCUUGUCUAACAGGAGGUUGGGGUGAAAACCAGCUCCAGGGUAAACACAUGGUGAACAUUAUGAAAAAAAUUGAAGUCCCUCUGAUGGAUCACGAUCAAUGCGAAGCAGCCUUCCGUACUACGAGGUUAGGUCAGAACUUUAUAUUGGAUGAAAGUUACAUCUGCGCUGGUGGUGAGGAAAAUGUUGAUGUUUGUACCGGUGAUGGCGGAGCUCCUUUAGUUUGCUCGGAUCCCAGUGGAAUAUACUAUCAAAUCGGUAUAGUUGCCUGGGGUAUAGGCUGCGGAAAACGUGGUAUACCUGGUGCAUACACAAAUGUGACAAUGUAUAGAGAGUGGAUUGAAGCGAAGAUGCAAAAGUUAUCAGAAGAUUUUAAAUAAAGG